AUGGCCGCCCCCAUGUCGCUCACGCGCCCGAUGCUGCGCUCCCCAGUCUUGAGACAGCUCACUGCCCGCCGUCUCCAGAGCACCGCCGCCGAAAAGGCCGCCGCUGCCGCCAAGGACACCGCCAACAAGGCUGCCCAGGGUCUAUCGCGUGUCACCAGCGCCGCUGGCCCUGCCAUCGCCGGCGCCGCCAAGUCAAUCGGCCGUCUGGGUGGCCCAGCCGGCCAGGCCAUUGGCUUCCUCGAGCGUCAGACUCCCCUCGUCGUCUACUACAGCAAGGUCGCCCUCGAGUUGGGCAAGUACGUCGCCCAGAACCAGAAGAUGGCCAUCCCCUCCGCCGCUACCUUCCAGACCUUCUACCAGGGCCUCUGGCAAUCCAUUGCCAGCGGCAGCAUCCUCCGAUCCCCCCAGAGCCUCAUCAACUCCGUACGAAAUCUCAGCGUGGCCCAGCUUGCCACCGGCGGUGUCAUCUUCGCCGAGACCCUCGGCUUCUUCACCGUUGGUGAGAUCAUUGGCCGCUUCAAGCUCGUUGGAUACCACGGUGAGGUUGGCUCGCACCACUAA
Molecule: messenger RNA, 561 nt
Organism: Clonostachys solani
Lineage: Eukaryota; Fungi; Ascomycota; Sordariomycetes; Hypocreales; Bionectriaceae
Source: the annotation of a GenBank genome assembly